This is a messenger RNA of Rotaria socialis, 1551 nucleotides long. NCBI's taxonomy places the organism in Eukaryota, Metazoa, Rotifera, Eurotatoria, Philodinida, Philodinidae. The record is from the annotation of a GenBank genome assembly.
AUGUCUGAACAUGAUACUGGUUCAUCAGAUGAUGAAGAACGUAUUAAUGAAAUAAUAACAACUAAAAGGAAAAAAGGAAAUAGUGUUUAUCAACGUGCAAAUCGUCCGACUACGUAUGAUGACGAUGACGACGAUGAAGAUGAAUUCGAUCGACAAAUUCGUUUAGAAAAAACAAAAAAAUUACAAAAUGAAGCCGAGAAAACUAAAACACGAGUUGAUCCAGAUGGAACUAUUUAUGAAUGGGAUCCAAAUGUGAAAGGAUGGUUUCCAAAAGUAUCUGAAGAAUUCUUAGUAGAACAUCAUAUGAAUUAUGGUCUUGAAUCUUCAUCAGGAAUACGAUACGAUGUUCAUCAUCAAACAUAUAUUCAAAAUCGUGAUGGAAUGUCAUAUAAAUUAGAUAAGGAAACUCAACAAUGGAUUCCAUUACAAUCAUAUACAGAUGAAACAAAUCAUAUUAAAUAUACAUUUUCCAAAAAACAUAAUACAUGGAUACCUGAUGUUAGUACUUAUUCAACAAAUGAUUCAGAAGGAAAACAACAAACAUAUGUGUGGCUAACUGAUCAACUUAACUGGUUACUUUUAUCGACUGUUGAUGCUUAUACAGAUCAUAUCACAAGAAUUAAAUAUAAAUGGAAUGAACAAACAAACAGUUGGGAUAAUGAAGGUAUUGAACCAAGAAUAGAAGAUGAUGAUGAUGAUAUUUCAUCAAAGGAAAAGAAAACAAUCAUUCCAAUAGCAACACAAACUGUGCAGAAGAAACCAACUGAAGGUUGGUUUGAAGUACCUGAUGAAAAAAAUUGUAAUGUUUAUAUAAGUGGUCUUCCACUCGACAUAACCGAUGAAGAAUUUGAAGAACUUCUCUCAAAAUAUGGAAUUAUUUCACCAGAUCCAAAUGAUUCACGACAGAAAAAAAUUCGUUUAUAUAGAGAUGAACAGGGAAAUCCAAAAGGUGAUGGCAGAUGUCGAUAUUUACGACCUGAAUCUGUUAAAUUAUGUAUUGAUAUGCUUGAUGACACGGAACUUCGCUGCUCGAAAAUUCAUGUUGAACGUGCAAAAUUCGAAGUUAAAGGAACAUUUAAUCCAGAAUUAAAACGUAAAAGAAAAAAAAUAGAUAAAAAAACAAAACAACUUGAAGUAGAUAAACUCCUCAAUUGGGAUGAACGUCCAGAAAUUGUUAGACACAAACAUGAAAGAAUAAUUGCUAUGAAAAAUAUGUUUGACUUAAAUCAGUUCAAAAAUGAUCCAUUAUUUAUUGAUAAAUUACGAAAUCAAAUUCGAGAUUCAUGUAGCGAAUAUGGCGAAGUUAAAAAAAUUAACAUUUAUGACGCAAAUCCAGCAGGUGUUGUGACUGUUGGUUUUGCAGAUAUUGAACAAGCCGACAUAUGUUGUCAAUAUAUGAAUGAUAGAAUUUGGCAUGGAAGAGUCAUUGAAUGUAAAAUUUGGGAUGGUUCAACAAAAUAUGAUGUUGCACCAGCAGAAGAAGAAGAAAAACAAAGAAUUGAUGAAUGGCAUAAAUAUUUAAAUGAAAAUGAUGAUGAACAAGAGUCAUAG